GUGCGUCUUAUAAGACCGUGGACUAGCCUAGGGAGAUGAUUUCAGACAUUCUGAAAUGUUCCAAAGAUUGAGAGAACAAUAUUCAGGGUUCGAACAUUGAGAUUUGAUUCUCACAUGUAUGACAACAGUUGCAAAUUUUUCAUCAGGAGCUGAGCAAUCUAGUAUGGAUUAUGAUGCUGAUGAUCAAGUAGAGAUUGGAGAAGAAGAAGAAGAAGAAAGUGAAGUAUGGAAGACGAUUAGUAAAAGUUUUCAACAAGUACAAGCAAUUUUAGAUCAAAAUCGGAUAUUAAUCCAACAAGUUAAUGAGAAUCAUCAAUCAAAGAUUCCACAAAAUCUUGCUAAGAAUGUUGCCCUAAUUCGAGAUAUCAAUAUUAAUGUCUCUAAAGUUGCGUCUAUUUACACUGAGCUUUCUACAAAUUUCUCUGGUUUCUUUCAUCAAAGUCGUGGGGAGAUGAAGAAUCAAGUGGAAUACGCAGCUGAUGCUACAACUACAGAUGGUUGCGGGAUACACAUCUUCAUGUUCUACCCUCAGAUGUGAUAAGGUACUUAUCGUUUAUGUAUUGAUAUCUUUGUUGUGAUAAUUCAGAGUGAGAUUGAAUGAGUUCAAGCAAAAGAAUUGUAGGAAUUGAUAGGUUAAUCGUACUUGUAGUUUAUUAUG
Papaver somniferum (opium poppy) is the source of this 658-nucleotide messenger RNA. RefSeq names its product protein EARLY FLOWERING 4-like. NCBI's taxonomy places the organism in Eukaryota, Viridiplantae, Streptophyta, Magnoliopsida, Ranunculales, Papaveraceae. The coding region runs from base 119 to 538 and encodes 139 amino acids. The transcript is spliced from 2 exons. Gene Ontology annotation, biological process: entrainment of circadian clock; positive regulation of circadian rhythm. The record is from RefSeq and is a predicted model, not a curated record.